This is a messenger RNA of Hibiscus syriacus, 1067 nucleotides long. Its product is annotated as ATP-dependent Clp protease proteolytic subunit 5, chloroplastic-like. Gene Ontology annotation, cellular component: endopeptidase Clp complex. Bases 74 to 979 code for a protein of 301 amino acids. NCBI's taxonomy places the organism in Eukaryota, Viridiplantae, Streptophyta, Magnoliopsida, Malvales, Malvaceae. The transcript has 10 exons. The record is from RefSeq and is a predicted model, not a curated record. Gene Ontology annotation, biological process: protein quality control for misfolded or incompletely synthesized proteins. Gene Ontology annotation, molecular function: ATP-dependent peptidase activity; ATPase binding; serine-type endopeptidase activity.
UGUUCCACUACACUUGUACAGAGAGCUACACGCUACCCUUAUCGUUUUACUCCAAUUACAAAGGAACCCAGAAAUGGCACACGCCUGCAUUUCGACAUCGGCAUCGUCUCUUCGGUUGAUUUCCACGGGCUUCUCUUCAAACUCCAGCUCCAAUCUUGACUCUCAUAAGUUAUCUCUUCCUUUCCUUCCACUUCGUCCCAGGAAACUGAAGAAGCUAAUUGGUAAUCGAAAUAAUGUGAGGAGCCCGCAGGCAAAAGCUGUUUACACAGGAGAGUUUUGGGCUCCAGAGGCAAGCUCUCGUCAGGGAAUUUGGUCAAUAAGGGAUGAUUUGCAAGUCUCAUCAUCACCUUACUUCCCUGCAUAUGCACAAGGGCAGGGCCCUCCUCCAAUGGUGCAAGAGCGAUUUCAGAGUGUUAUUACCCAGCUUUUCCAAUAUAGAAUAAUUCGCUGCGGUGGAGCUGUUGAUGACAUGGCAAACAUUAUUGUAGCUCGGCUUCUCUAUCUUGAUGCUGUUGAUCCUGAGAAGGACAUUGUCAUGUAUGUCAAUUCCCCUGGAGGGUCAGUUACAGCUGGUAUGGCUGUAUUUGACACUAUGAGGCAUAUCCGACCUGAUGUCUCGACUGUGUGUGUUGGACUUGCUGCUAGUAUGGGAGCUUUUCUGCUUAGCGCUGGAUCCAAAGGAAAACGAUACAGUUUACCUAAUUCAAGGAUAAUGAUACAUAAACCUCUUGGUGGAGCUCAAGGAGGUCAAACUGAUAUCGAUAUCCAGGCAAAUGAAAUGCUGCAUCAUAAGGCAAAUAUAUACGGGUAUCUGGCUUACCACACCGGUCAAAGUUUGGAGAAGAUCAAUCAGGAUACUGACCGUGAUUUCUUCAUGAGUGCAAAAGAAGCAAAGGAAUAUGGAUUUAUUGAUGGUGUUAUCAUGAAUCCUUUGAAAGCACUUCAAUCACUACCUUCUACGGCUGAUGGUAAUGAAUAGCCGUUGCGUGUAAUGUGUGUUUAGGUAUUUUUGGUAUCAAUGUCAUGGCUAUACUAUAGAAACGAAAUGAUUGUCCACUUAAGUGUCU